This is a messenger RNA of Entrophospora candida, 355 nucleotides long. The record is from the annotation of a GenBank genome assembly. Lineage: Eukaryota; Fungi; Glomeromycota; Glomeromycetes; Entrophosporales; Entrophosporaceae.
AUGAACACUUAUAAUUCUUUACCAAAUUUUACUCCAGAUUUGGAUAACUCGUAUGAGAUUGUUAAUCCCGUUGAAAAUAAAAUAAUUCAAAAAAGUUUUAUUGACGAGGAAGAUGAAGAUGAUAAUUUAUCGUCAGAUGAUGAUUUGUCUACUACCUCAUCUGAAUCAAGCGAUUACUCUGGAAAAUUAAUAGAGGGUAAUAAAGCUGAUACCCCUUCUCAGAGGAUAGCCAAAGUUCGUGACUUUAAACGAAAAAACAUUUCAUCACUUACUUCAUUCCGUGUUAUAUAUAUGGGAGAAGAUGUACCAAAUACUUGUAAACAUGGUGUAUUCUCUAAAUUAUGUGAAAGUCUUG